This is a messenger RNA of Dermacentor silvarum, 1353 nucleotides long. Its product is annotated as adenylate cyclase, terminal-differentiation specific-like. The record is from RefSeq and is a predicted model, not a curated record. Gene Ontology annotation, molecular function: ice binding. NCBI's taxonomy places the organism in Eukaryota, Metazoa, Arthropoda, Arachnida, Ixodida, Ixodidae.
AUGCUGACCAACGUCAUAUUUGACCUCGGCGGAACCUCUCGCGUCUGGUUUCGGACCCACGAGGACAAUCUCACCAGCUGGAACACGUUCAAGAAACAGCUCCGCGACCUUUUCGGCCACAAGUUUAGAGGACACCUUGCCACCAAGAAACAACUGGCGCAGCAGCAGCAGCAGCAGCAGCAGCAGCAGCAGCAGCAGCAGCAGCAGCAGCAGCAGCAGCAGCAGCAGCAGCAGCAGCAGCAGCAGCAGCAGCAGCAGCAGCAGCAGCAGCAUCAGCAGCAGCAGCAGCAGCAGCAGCAGCAGCAGCAGCAGCAGCAGCAGCAGCAGCAGCAGCAGCAGCAGCAGCAGCAGCAGCAGCAGCAGCAGCAGCAGCAGCAGCAGCAGCAGCAGCAGCAGCAGCAGCAGCAGCAGCAGCAGCAGCAGCAGCAGCAGCCAGCAGCAGCAGCAGCAGCAGCAGCAGCAGCAGCAGCAGCAGCAGCAGCAGCAGCAGCAGCAGCAGCAGCAGCAGCAGCAGCAGCAGCAGCAGCAGCAGCAGCAGCAGCAGCAGCAGCAAGCAGCAGCAGCAGCAGCAGCAGCAGCAGCAGCAGCAGCACAGCAGCAGCAGCAGCAGCAGCAGCAGCAGCAGCAGCAGCAAGCAGCAGCGCAGCAGCAGCAGCAGCAGCAGCAGCAGCAGCAGCAGCAGCAGCAGCAGCAGCAAGCAGCAGCAGCAGCAAGCAGCAAGCAGCAGCAGCAGCCGCAGCAGCAGCAGCAGCAGCAGCAGCAGCGCAGCAGCAGCAGCAGCAGCAGCAGCAGCAGCAGCAGCAGCAGCAGCAGCAGCAGCAGCAGCAGCAGCAGCAGCAGCAGCAGCAGCAGCAGCAGCAGCAGCAGCAGCAGCAGCAGCAGCAGCAGCAGCAGCAGCAGCAGCAGCAGCAGCAGCAGCAGCAGCAGCAGCAGCAGCAGCAGCAGCAGCAGCAGCAGCAGCAGCAGCAGCAGCAGCAGCAGCAGCAGCAGCAGCAGCAGCAGCAGCAGCAGCAGCAGCAGCAGCAGCAGCAGCAGCAGCAGCAGCAGCAGCAGCAGCAGCAGCAGCAGCAGCAGCAGCAGCAGCAGCAGCAGCAGCAGCAGCAGCAGCAGCAGCAGCAGCAGCAGCAGCAGCAGCAGCAGCAGCAGCAGCAGCAGCAGCAGCAGCAGCAGCAGCAGCAGCAGCAGCAGCAGCAGCAGCAGCAGCAGCAGCAGCAGCAGCAGCAGCAGCAGCAGCAGCAGCAGCAGCAGCAGCAGCAGCAGCAGCAGCAGCAGCAGCAGCAGCAGCAGCAGCAGCAGCAGCAGCAGCAGCAGCAGCAGCAGCAGCAGCAGCAGCCAGCAGCAGCAGAAGCAGCA